CCCAUAUUUCAGAGGCUGAGUGAUCCUGCACUGUUAGCAAGGUGCAAAACAGGAAAGACCCAAAACCAGAACGAGUCCCUCCAUGGAGUCAUUUGGGGUCUCAGUCCUAAGGAGGACAUUAAAGGACUUGCCAUAGUGAAGCUUGCAGUGCAUUUUGCCAUCUGCCUUUUCAAUGAUGGUGAAAUUUCUGUCACAAGAGUGCUACAAACACUCGAGGUGCUACCAGGCAUCUUUCAGGAGCUUGGCAUCAGACGGGUAGACAGCACAAGGUUAUACUAUGAAGAGCGAAAAACCACCGAAGGCUUCAAAAAAAAGGAGAACAGCUCUAAAAAACAAGAAAAAGGGGUUUGA
Molecule: messenger RNA, 351 nt
Organism: Porites lobata
Lineage: Eukaryota; Metazoa; Cnidaria; Anthozoa; Scleractinia; Poritidae
Source: the annotation of a GenBank genome assembly